ACAGUACCGACAGUUUAUCCACCGGCACAACAGAAGAACGUUUGUGAGGUCACAACCCGCGGCUGCUUAACCUCGGGAGCUCCUGCGAGUGGUAGCCGUGUCACCGACAUGCCCAAAAAUAAAGGUAAAGGAGGUAAAAACAGGCGCAGGGGUAAGAAUGAGAAUGAAUCAGAAAAAAGAGAGUUGGUGUUUAAGGAGGAUGGGCAAGAGUAUGCUCAGGUCAUCAAAAUGUUGGGAAAUGGACGAUUAGAAGCAAUGUGUUUUGAUGGUGUGAAGAGGUUAUGCCACAUUAGAGGAAAAUUGAGAAAAAAGGUUUGGAUAAAUACCUCAGACAUUAUAUUGGUUGGUCUACGAGACUAUCAGGAUAACAAAGCUGAUGUAAUUUUAAAGUACAAUGCAGAUGAAGCUAGAAGUCUGAAGGCAUAUGGAGAGCUUCCAGAACAUGCUAAAAUCAAUGAAACAGAUACAUUUGGCCCUGGAGAUGAUGAUGAAAUCCAGUUUGAUGAUAUUGGAGAUGAUGAUGAAGCUAUUGAUGAUAUCUAAAUUGAACUGAGUGUUUUCUGAGGAUCAUUCUGCAGUUGGAACUUUGAACAUUACCUGUUAAGAAGACUGCAACUUCAUUUAGCAUGAAUAUAGUUUAUUAAAGAAGGCUGAUCUAUUUUCAUUAUUUGUUCUAAUGUAUUUAUUAUAUUUCUUUAAAAAUUGGUGAUAUAUUUCUUUAAAAACUGGUGUUAUAUUAUCUUAAUUGAAAUGUUAACACUUUGUUCUUUUGAUGUAAUAGAACUUAGGAGUAAAAGACCAUAUCUGCUGUUAAAACAAAAGAAAGAACUGCCUUCCCUUUUGUGUCUACUUCACUCUUAGUAAAUGGAUGUUUUGAAUAAAUUGUUUGCUUUAUAAUCAUCAAGGAUUAUAAUAGCCCUAGUUCCAACUAAUGUGUUUAUUCUGUAAAGUCUUAAUGCAUGUUCCUGUUACCUAGAUGCUCUCUUGAGAUUUUUGAUAAAAUUUAAGGAAGACAAAUCUGCAUUUCGAGUCAGAAAAAAUAGGGCUGUUUUAUUUAUGUAACCGUACGUAUUUUGAUACUGAUAUCUUCUACAUUCUUUCAUCAUUUCAUGAUGUUAACAUUUCCAAAAUGUGGUUUAGAACAUGUGUUUGAGUAGCAAUUUUGAAAUUUCUAAGAUUAGUAGUAGCAGAAAUUGAAGAACAAAAUAAUAAUCAAUUAUCUUAAUAUUGGAAAUUUGAUAUAUUAAUUGACAGUAUUUUUACUUAACAUGCAUAGAAAAUUUCUCAAACAAGACAGCUUUUGUAUUGUAAAAUGCAUUGUGUAUUUUUCUGUACAAAAUAUAUAUGUCAGAAGAUUUCAUUUUAUUUUCAAAGUUAAAGCAUUGUAACCCAUGGUUUUGGGCUAUGUAAACAAUUAAGUUGCAAUGUAUAAAUGAAAAACUAAUUUCAUAAUGAAUUCUAUACACUAAGCCUGGAGUGAGGGAGGGGAACUAUAAAUUGGUGAAAACAUGGUUACUAUUUUCUGAAUGGAGGAGCUACAGCAAAGAAAUACAAUAAAAUGCCAUGUUGAGUAUA
Messenger RNA from Galeopterus variegatus (Sunda flying lemur), 1575 nucleotides. Its product is annotated as eukaryotic translation initiation factor 1A, X-chromosomal-like. The transcript is spliced from 7 exons. Gene Ontology annotation, molecular function: RNA binding; translation initiation factor activity. The coding region runs from base 109 to 543 and encodes 144 amino acids. The record is from RefSeq and is a predicted model, not a curated record. Lineage: Eukaryota; Metazoa; Chordata; Mammalia; Dermoptera; Cynocephalidae. Gene Ontology annotation, biological process: translational initiation. Gene Ontology annotation, cellular component: cytoplasm.